Messenger RNA from Entamoeba nuttalli P19, 621 nucleotides. RefSeq names its product acetyltransferase, GNAT family protein. The coding region runs from base 1 to 621 and encodes 206 amino acids. The record is from RefSeq and is a predicted model, not a curated record. NCBI's taxonomy places the organism in Eukaryota, Evosea, Mastigamoebida, Endamoebidae. Gene Ontology annotation, molecular function: acyltransferase activity, transferring groups other than amino-acyl groups. The transcript has a single exon.
AUGGAAGUUAAAUAUCGUUUAAUGAAUCAAGAAGAUUGGAAAUCCAUAAAAGAAAUGGUAUGUCAAGCAUGGGAAACCGAUAAAUAUCUUCCUGAAUAUCUUGUAUAUAUUUAUUGUGAAGAAUAUUGUUCAUAUUGUUAUUUACAUUCUAAUUAUUGUAUAGUUGCUGAAGUAAAUGAGAAAGUAAUAGGAUUUUUAAUGGGAAGGGAUCAAUCCAUAUUUAAAAAAAAUAAUAUUUUGGAACAAAAAGUUAAAGAAUUAAAGAAACAACUUCAUUGUUAUCUAGAAAGCUCUAUUCUUAUUAAUUCAAUUGAAAAAUAUUAUGAAGAAGCAGAAAAAAUAAACCAAAAAUCAAAUAAAUCAAUUCAAAAUGAAGUUGUAUUAUUUAUUGUAAAUAAAGAAUAUCGUAAAAAAGGAAUUGGGAAACAAUUAUUAAAUGAAUUUAUUAAUAUUCUUCAAAAAACAAACCAACAUGAUUUUUAUUUAAUAACAGAUACAUCAUGUAAUUAUCAUUUAUAUGACCAUUUAAAUUAUAUUCAAAUAAAUUCAAUUUUUUACCCAUUUAAAUUAUCUAAUUGUGUAUUAAAUAUAACUAUUUUCAUCUACAUACACCAUUUCUAA